Dromiciops gliroides (monito del monte) is the source of this 6452-nucleotide messenger RNA. Its product is annotated as translation initiation factor IF-2-like. The coding region runs from base 144 to 902 and encodes 252 amino acids. NCBI's taxonomy places the organism in Eukaryota, Metazoa, Chordata, Mammalia, Microbiotheria, Microbiotheriidae. The transcript has 2 exons. The record is from RefSeq and is a predicted model, not a curated record.
AAGCUUCAGUCCCACGUUUCUGCCCGGCCCUGGCAGGGGUCGGUGCCUCGCGGCGCCCUCUUGGCAGGGAGCAGGAGCGGGGCCAGGGCCCGAGCGGGGCACAGCAUGUCAGGGCGACCGCAGGAAUCCGGGCGCUUCGCACAAUGAGCUCGAGAGCUUGGCCGGGGCGCGAAGGCGAGGCAGAGGCGGGGGCCGGCGGGGGCGGAGAGGGGCGGCGGGCUCAGCCCGGCUGGGGCCCCACGGCGGCGGCUGUGGCGGCAGCGGAGAAGGGCAGCGGCGGGCGGUCUCGCUUCAUUCAGAGCGAGUCCCGGAGCCAGCGCGCGGGGGCCGGCUCGGCUGCCCGCGCCCCAGCCCCCGCCCGGCCGGCCCGGGACAAAGGGCUUUUGUUCCGAGCCUCUGCCCGCGGCCGCCCCCGACGGAGCUGCUGCGGCAUAAAUCAGCUCCGCCGGGAGCUGGCCCCAAACAAAGCGCCCAGGGGGAGAGGCGGGGGCCGAGGGGGAGAGGAGCCUGGCAGAGAGCGGAGGGUAGGGGGCGGGGUGAGAUCGCAGCCAAGCGCAGAGAACGGACAGUCUCGGCCUGGGAAGGGGAGAGGCUCCGAGCCACAGGGUCUGCGAGUGGCUGAACUGUGUCCACAUCGCAACUUCAGCGGCAUCUCCUCUCCCCACUCCCAUGACCAUCGGCUUCCCCAAGCCUCCAGUCCAAUCCUCCUGCCUGAACCGCUGCAGUCCGCAGAGCCCGACUCCCCGCCUUGGCUGUCCGGCCGACCUUCCGCUGAUCCGGACGUACUCACUGACCAGGAGCAGUUCCCCACCGAGGGGGGAUCCGAUCGCUGUCAACGCUCUCUUGCCGCAUCCAAUCACACAAAGUGCCCCUGCUCUCCAGCUCUGAGGGUCCUAGCCUAGAGGCCAUCCGUGGCAUAGGAUUGCGGCCCUCUGCUCGGCUCUUCCCUGAGGCCAGCCCCUCCCCCGGGCCGGCCUCAGCCACUCCACUCCUGGGCCGCCUGUGCUCAGAUUCCUCGCUCAUCAUUAGGUGGUGGCUCAGCAUUCGCCCCUCUUCAAGGUAGCCUGUGACCACAGCUUCCAAGAGAACAAAGAGUUUAGACAUCUUCGCUUCAGUAGUCCAGGGAGGGGAAAGAGACCUCUAAGAUACAGGGGAGACACUGAGGGAUAGCAGACAGCUCAAGAGGCAGACAGAGACAGAGAGAAGAUACUGACCUUUUCAGACCUAGAGUCUGCCGAAAGAAAUGAGGAAGUGCUGUGGAUGCAGCCUGCCCCUUGUGCCCUUUCCUUACUCCCCCCCCCACUAGGGCCAGGCUGAACCCCACACCCCCACGCCUCCCCCGCCGUCCGGCACUUAUUCUCUGCAAGUUUUCUUCUUUCUAAGGGUAUUAGUUGUAUAGUCUUGAUCUUGCAAAGUUAGGGGGUCUCCUGGCUCUUAAUUGACUACCCACAGCGAAAACAUUUAGGAUGUUUGGGACCCCUUGGGGCAGGUAAAGGAGAAAAGCCAUCACUUUCCAUCUGAGCAACCUGGUGAAGUGGAAAGGGAGGGGGAGUUGGAGGUAGGAGGCUUGGGGUGGCAUCCCUGCCCCUUCUUUCUUCCUCCUCUCUCUCUCUCCCUUCCUCCCUUCUUUCCGUGGAAUCACAUUCUACUGAGGGGAAGAAUAUUAUCAGCCCUGAUAUGAUCGUGUGCCACGCACACACAAGAAUCUGUGAUCUAAUUGCUUUGGAAGUUCCCUUCAAUAAUUAGGACCCCAAGUGACCCAUGACUUCUCAUCGUGUUCGCUCUUCUCCACAUUCUUCCCUAGGGUGUCGUCUCAAGUAUUAGAGGCCUCCUUCCUAAAUUCCUCCUGAAAAGUGGAGCUGGAAAGAGAGGGUGAGGGGACCUAACAACUGGGUGGAUCUGAUAGGUCUCUUUAAGCGGCAUUUGACUCUUGCAGGUACCCUCUAUAGGGUCAUAGCACCUAGAACUGUGAAGGACUUCAGAGAACAUCUAAUCAAACCCCUUUGUUUUUUGUGUUUGUUUGUUUCGUGGGAAAACUUAAGCCUAGAGAGGUCACAUGCCUUGUCUGAGGUUACACAAAUCAUAAGGAGGAGGCUUGGCAUCUGCCCCCGCCCCAGACUUCCAAUCCAUUGACUUCUCCCCUCCAAGAGGCUUCAUUUCCCCCUGUAAACUGGAAAAUGAAGAGCUUGAAAUUUCUGAUCACUGAAGGCCCUUCUAGCUCUAAAGCCCAUGAGCUGAUGACCAAUAGUUUCCUUAGUCUUAUUUAGAGGCAAUUGUUAAGUAGGCGUCUGUUUUUUCUUCCUUAAUUGUGAACUGAGGUAGUGGAAAGUACCCAAUUAAGUGGCCUCAUGCCCACAAAACUCCCCCAGUUCAGGUGCUGUGCCUCUUGCCCACAGGGUAGGGGAGAAAACAGAAGCCAGAAGGUGGUUGGCAACAGUCCCCUCAUAAGACUGGUGGCCCUGUCUUCUGGCACUCAGGUGUUCCUGCUCCUAGAACAAAUUCUACUCAUCAGAAAACUCUGUGUUUCAAAGGUAUUUCAAGAUAAGUGAAUUCCAGAGGUUACAAUGAUGCAGGGCAGCCUUCUUCCCAACUUCCUUGUUUCUGUAGAGGGCACCAGCAUUCUUCCAGUUACCUAAGCUCACAACCUUGCAGUCAUCCUUCCACUUUUUGCUUCUAUUGACACCCCAUACGCAAUCAGUUGUCAAGUCUUGUCCAUUCUGUCUCCAUGACAUGUGUUCCCAUCUAUUCCAUUUUCUCUACUCACCAGGCCACUGCCCUAAUUCAGUCCCUCAGCUCAUGCUUUGUUACUGCAAUAACCUUCUAAUUGGUGUCGUUUCAUCCAGUUUCUCUCCUUUCUAAUUUACUGCCCUCCUCUACAUCUGCACAACUGAUUAGCCAACAUUAAUUAAGAGCCAACUUUUAGCCAGCUAUACUGCUAAUUGCAUGGGAUACAAAGAGAAACAUGGAAUAGUUCCUGAUCACUAGGGACUUUAAUUCAAAUCAGUUGUUCUUCACAUAAGUUUUGUAUAUAUAAUUUAGAUUUACUUAAUUGUGUGAUCCUGUUACCCUCCCCACUCCCCCAGCAGAAUGUAAGUUCCUUCAGGCCAAAGGUUAUUUAACAUUUUGCCUCUGAAUUUUCAAUGCCUAACACGGUGACUGGUACAUAGUACGUACUGAAAAUCGUUGGUUGCAUUGAAUCAAAAUAACCAAACUUCUGUUAGAAAAUAUCCUACAGGAGUCUCAAAUUUGAAUGCUCUUCCAACCUCCCCCUAGUUUUAAACGUCACCCAAGGACACAGAUGCUUUGUCCCAGCUCUUGUGCAGACUUAAUAACCUCAUCCCAAAGAGGAAACCCUUCACCCUGAUCUUAAAAGGCAGCAUGCACACUUUCCAGAGAUCAUUUUGCAGACCUUAGGAAUGCAGCCACCCUUGAGACUCUGCAGUGCUACAAUUAGGAAAAAGCAUUGGAAUUCAUAAUUCCCAGGAGGACCAAGGGUCUCUAAGCAGGCUCGGCAAUCAAGACAAACACAGGAUUGGCUCAGGUCAGAUCAGUGCAGCAUAGCAGACAUUUUGUGCGUCAAUUUUGAGGUUGGGUUGUAUAAAUCUAAAGUGUCAUGUUAGUCCCAAUAUAAAUUCAUAUGAGAAUCCUGUUAAAAUGAUCACUAGAGAAAUGUUAACAUUGGCUUCUGGCUUUUAGUGAAAUGCUUAAGGCCAAAAUAAUUUUUUAAAAGUGUUUUAUUUAUAUCCUUUGUUUAACCCUACUGUAAGUUACCAAUAACUACCACCCCAACCAGAUACACAUCAAAUAGAACAAUUCCUUAUAAGAAAUAAAUAAAAUUGAAGAAAACAAAUGAACAAAACAACCAUGUCCAAAAAAUGUAUGCCUCACUCCAUCCCUAUGGGUUACCACCUAUGUUUUGCCAUCAGAAUUCUGAAGUCACAGCCUGAUUUUCUGUAAUCUUGUUGCUUUGUGAUAUAUUUCUGUCUUUGUACUCCCAAAGUAACUGAGUAUGUGAGGAGAAUAAAAGGAGGUCCACAAAUCUAUUUCAGGUUAUUCUAGAUUCUGCUAAUAUUAGAAUGUAAAAUGACCAUUGGAUUCUGAAGUCAAGCAAUGGGUUCUCUUUCACUCAUAUUUCCACACAAACUACUUUCUAUGUCUUCUUCAUUGACAACAUUCAGAACCUCACCUCAGGGACUACUUUUCCCUAUGACAUCUCUCAAUCUCUCAACAAAGUGUUCCUCAAAUAUUUCUUGAGUUCAUUUGGCCCUUAACUUUUAGCCCUUAAUACAUUAUCCUAGAUUCUACUUAUCUAUAUAUGUUUUAUAUCCUCCCUCUCCUUUCCCAGGAGCUACCUGAGGGGAGAAACCAGUCUUGAUUUGUUUCCUGGGGGUGGGAGCCUAUAUAAUGCAUUAUGUUAGAGAGUUAUCUGGGCCCACUGAGAGGCAAAGAUACAUGUCCAUUUAUGGUCACACAAGUUUGUAUGUGUCAAAGGUAGGAUGUGAUCCCAUCCUUUUUGUGUGACGUGCCUUGCCCAUAGUGAGUACCUGAUACACAUUUGCAUUAAAGACUGAACAUGCUCUCAUUUACCAACAGUUCUCAAUUCUAAAGACUAAGCCAAGAGGCUUCUGUUUCUUAGUUCACCACAACACCAAGAUUGCACAAGAAAAAGUCUUUCUUGAGCAUUGAUUAUGCUCCCAUAUAACUUGCCACCAAAGUCUCAGUUAUGCUUGGAUUUCUCAACUUGGGACAGAUGAGAUACACCUGAAUUCCCCAGAAAACUCUUUGAACUUCUAGAGGAUUUCCCUGCUUAUAAAGAAGGCAAACUAUGCAAAGCAGAGCUGCUUUUUGUUUUUGUCUUUUUUUUUUCAGGGCAAUGAGGGUUAAGUGACUUGCCCAGGGUCACAGAGCUAGUAAAUUGUCAAGUAUCUGAGGUUGGAUUUGAACUCAGGUCCUCCUGAAUCCAGGGCUGGUGCUUUAUCCACUGCGCCACCUAGCUGCCCCCAGAGCUGCUUAAUUGCUGAUAAAGGUCACUCUAAUUGUGUUCUAGUACCCAUGUGAUAACUACCUUUCUCCCAGCAUCCCUCCCCAAUCAUGAUCCUCAGAGAAUCCUAAUUGAAAGUAGAGUCCCAGAAAAUGGCAAUGUGCUUAAAAGUUCUUGCUAUAUAUGAUGGUCAAUGAAGUCCUAUUUUCCCCCAGUCAAUUCUACCAUGUCAACCCCUUAUAGAAUAUAAUCUUUUUGUUGUCCCAUUGUAGAAGGGACAUCUCUUUGAGAGAAGGGACUGCUUCCUUUUUUUUUGUAUCCUGCAACUUCAUAAAUGAUUGUUGUCUAACUUGGAAUUUGAAACAGUUUUUAUUCCAUCCACAGGAGAUACAAACAAAAGAGAAAAGGGAUCUAGUCCCUGCCUUCAAGGAGCUUAUGUUUCACUGAGAGGAAGAAGGGAUAGAAAGUCCUGCACAUGCUAAAAAAAUCAAAACACUUAUUACUGAUGCUAAUUAGCAGGAGAGAAAUGAAGAGCCUAUAAAAAGUCCAGAGAAAUUAACAAUUAUAUUUGGCCAUUUGCUUCAAGUGCCCUAUCAUCAGAAUCAUGCUUCUUCCACUGAGUUCCUCAUAAUGUCAUAAAAGUGUGAAAACACUCAUUUUUAGAAAAAGAACUGAGAAGGUGGGAGGAAUGAAACUUCAUACUGAGUACAACUCUUGUUUUGCAAGAAACAACUAGAUAUGAUGAAAAGGAUUUUGGACGCAUGUCCAAAUGCAGCCUUUUGUAUCUCUGAACUAUUAGCCUAUGGGCAGGUCACUUCAACCCUCUCUGAAUCUCAGGUUUGCUCACCUGUAAAAUGAGGAUAAUGAUACCUGUAGAUCUUACUUCACAGGCCUGAAUGAGAUAUAAAAGCAUAUAAAGAUCAGUCAUUUUUAUGUGGAACUUGCUUUGUUUGCUCUAGCUCAUUUUCUGAGCUAUCGAUCCUCGCAACUAUGGCCUCUUCUUACUCUUUAUUUCAAUCAUCUUCAUGGAUCUGUGAAAACCUUCUCUAGUGUAAAUCAAGCACGAGGGUUCCAAAGACUAAACUUAAAAUUGUUUCUCUACUCACCUGUUCACUUUUAGGAUAUCAAGCAAAAAUCAAUAAGCAUCUAUUAAGCAGAAGAUGGAGAAACAUAUAGUUAUAUAAAUAUAUACAAAGCAAAUACAAACACAUUUUGGUACACUCAGGAAAGGUUUCAUGUUGAAGGUGAUGAUUUGAGUUGCUCUUGGAAGAAAAUGAGGGAUUUGAAGAGGCAGGGUUGGGGGUGGGGUGGGAAGGCAUUCCAAUUCAGACAGCCCAUCAAAGUUGGAGACAGAUUGUGAAAAUGCUCUGGGUAACGUAAGGCUGAUUGCCUUUGCCAAGUUCCUUUUUGCAUUUCUCUUUACAUUUCUCACCCACGGGGUGUUGACCUAGACAUUGAUGGUUUUUUUUUU